Molecule: messenger RNA, 1611 nt
Organism: Thunnus maccoyii (southern bluefin tuna)
Lineage: Eukaryota; Metazoa; Chordata; Actinopteri; Scombriformes; Scombridae
Gene: grinab
Product: glutamate receptor, ionotropic, N-methyl D-aspartate-associated protein 1b (glutamate binding)
Exons: 7
Coding region: 302-1381 (359 amino acids)
Biological process (GO): negative regulation of apoptotic signaling pathway
Cellular component (GO): Golgi apparatus; membrane; endoplasmic reticulum
Source: RefSeq, a predicted model, not a curated record
AUGUAGGCGUGACUCUGCCUGGUUAUACACAUGCUGAUGUUGCUGGUACACUCCACUUGAGGUUUCCCACACUUUACUUUCGAUUGUACUGACGCAUUUCGGACAGACUCUCGGGUCACCGGGUACAGUACAUUCCGCAGCCAAAGGGGCGGUGGGUGGGACAACAGUUUCCUGGCAGUCGAGGAACAAGCAGCAAAAAACUACCACGAUUAAUUUUAGAGGAACAGCGUUUGUUAACGGAGAACAGCUGUGCCAAUAACUCAACACUUCAGUCGGGCCCAGCUUCUCAUUUAAACCAGAGAUGGUCACCGAGAAGACAAACACUCCCAUGCAGGAGGGACCCUCUCCACCCUUUCUCCCUGGGCAAGCAGCGUUUCCUCCCUCAUUUGAUAUGAACAUGCCAGGCUCAAACAUGUUCGGUGGCCAAGCAGCGUUUCCUCCCUCAUAUGAUAUGAACAUGCCAGGCUCAAACAUGCUCGGUGGCCCUGCUGGGGGUCUCCCCUUCCCUCCACCGACUGCAUUUGGACCAGGUGCAGCUGGAGCUUUUGGAAUGGGCAUGAACCCUCAGGGCGGCUCUGGAUACUGCACCAACCCUUCCUCUUCGCCUUAUUCACCACCUGGCCAGGGCUUUAAUGUUAACGUCAACGAUGAUGGUUACCACCACAGCGAGGAGGAUCCGCCAGCCUUUGAUGACAAUCAAGACUUUGGGUAUGGAUUAGACGACAAGAGCAUAAGAAGAGCCUUUAUUCGAAAGGUGUUCUUGGUGCUGACUGCUCAGCUGUUGGUGACAUUCGCUUUUGUGGCGGUUUUCACCUUUGUGGAAGAAAUCAAGGCAUUUGUCCUUGUGAACACCUGGACCUACUUUGUGUCCUACGGUGUCUUCAUUGUGUCCGUUUGUGUGAUCAGCUGCUGUGGAAGUGUUCGCCGAAGACAUCCUUGGAACCUGAUUGCAUUAUCCAUCCUGACACUCAGUAUGUCCUACAUGGUGGGGAUGAUCGCCAGCUACCAUGAAACUGAAACAGUAGUCAUGGCAGUGGGCAUCACAGCUGUUGUGUGCUUCACAGUGGUCAUCUUCUCCCUCCAGACCAAGUACGACUUCACCUCCUGCUAUGGUGUGCUUUUUGUCUGUUUAAUUGUCCUGAUCAUCUUUGGCAUCCUCUGCAUCUUCAUCCGCAACCAGAUUCUGCACAUUGUGUAUUCUGCACUGGGAGCGUUGCUCUUCACCUGUUUCUUGGCGGUGGACACGCAGCUGCUGCUUGGCAACAAGGAACUGGCCCUGAGUCCAGAAGAAUACAUCUUUGCCGCUCUUAAUCUGUACACAGAUAUCAUCAACAUCUUCCUCUACAUUCUUGCUAUUGUUGGAAAAGCAAGGGGGAGCUGAGCAGGAGGAGCUACUUAUAAAAAUAAUGACAGAAAAUUGCUUUUGAAGUUUAUAUAUGGAAUUGAGAUUUUCCACAAUUAUCUUCUACAUAGUCAAGUAGUUGCAGUGAUCAUGUAGUUGUUUUCUUUAUUCCUCACCCAGUGUAUAUGUUCUUUUUUAUGAUAAUUUCAAUAGAGUGUCUAUGUUGUAAUUUUUGGGUUUAUUAUUAAACUUUAAUAAGGUAUACAUUA